CGGGAACGACAUUGCCUUCUGCGCGCCCUCCACCAUUGUUGCGUCCCCAGCCGCCCUCUGCUCGUGCCCCAGCGCGCUCCAAGUCCACCUCUGAGCAAACGUCUCUGCCAACUUCGCCAGUCCAGCCGACCCCUGGCAAGCCCCUGCUCUGGCAAAGUUGGGCUACUUUCCCUCUCCACGCAGCACCCUACCUGCCUCUCAACCAAACACAACCCAGAAGCAACAGCAACAACAACAUCACCCGGCCCCCGAACCCGAGAAACCUCUCAUUGCACCCCCAUUCCCCUACCUACCCGGCACCUUGGCCCCACCCUCCGUAAUCGCCAUCUUCAACAACACCCCCUCCGGACCCCCCCUCACAAACCCCAUCUUCCCCAUCCCCCCCUCCUCCCUCACACCAGCAGUCUUCACCUCAUCCCUCAGCCCCUCCCAAACCCUCCUCUUCACCAACCCCGACGGCCCCCCCGGCCCCCCCCCGUUUCCUCCCACCAGACAGCCUCACCCCGGAAACCGACCCGAGCACCUUCCGUGCCUGUGACUGCGUCCUCACCCUACUAUGGUUAUACAGCCCCCAACUAGCACUCGACUUUUUCGGCCCGACAGCCCCAAUCACGACGCCAAUUUAGAGGUAUUCGACGGCCGGGUGCAAGAGCACUGGGUGAAAAAGGAGACACCGGGAGGGGGGUUGCGCCAGGUGUCGCAGUUUGAUGUUUGCAGGGUUGGUGAUGAAGUGACAAUCGGCUUCCGGACUCAGUCCAGCAAGAGAAUGUGUCGCUACAGGGCCAAAAUCUUGCGUGAUACGGGGUUAUGGACUAGCAUUGACGCCAAGGACGAGGUUGUUUGCGCUGAGCGGGAGGAGAAGGAAAAAGUAGAAAGAUUUGGGGCUAUUGUUGGAAGAGAGUUGCUCUUGACUAGGUUUUGGUACCGGCAGCCAUAUUAUGAGGUUAGGAUUGAGGUUGAUGGGAUGAUGAUUGCUUAUACAUGGAGUGCACGCUCAAGCCUAUCACUUCACGGCGACGAACAAACACUGAACAGCGGCAUUACCCUUGCCCUUGCCCUUGCCAACUUGAAGCUGUUGGGCACCGGCACCAACGAGUCUAAGAAGGUCAUUGAUAGCACCAUUAGCAUUGCCCUUGCCCUUGCCCUGAGCCUGACCAACAAUGACAAGCUGGAGGAGCUGGUUGAGCUGAGCGUUACCGUUGCCGUUGCCGUUGCCUCUGAGGACCUGGCCGAGGAGCAGCUCCAGGAUGUCAUCGACGUCAUCGAUAUCAAGCUCGUCGUCGGAGUCAUCGACCCGCACGACACGGUUGACUCUGCCGCCGCCAAUCAAGUUGAGAAGUCCGCCAAGGUUCAGGUUGUUGUUGCCGGCGCCGAGGUUGAGGCCAUUCCCUCCGAUUCCGAUGAGCCUCAAGAGAUCGUUGAUGUUGGCAUUGCCUCCUCCAAUAAGCUGGAGCAGAUCCUGAAGACGGAUGUUGCUGUUAUUCUUGCCCUUGCCUCUGUUGUUGUUAUUGUUGUUGUUCUUCUUUCCCCUUGCAGGCUCGGUGCCGUUGACGAUAACAACAGGCGUGGCUGUAGCGGUUGCCUCGGUGAUGGUGGAGAUGAUCUCCUCGAUCUCCUCGGUUGCGGUAGGAGUCUCGGUUACUACCACCUCUGUCUCCUCAACAGCUGUGGUCUCGGCGACGGUCUCGGCGGCGGUCUCGGUGACCACCACAGCCUCGGAUGUGACAGUAACAACAACAGCACCAUCCUGAGGAGCAGGGACAGCCUGAACUGCUUGACCGAACAAAAGAGUGGAUGCCAGAACGGCGUGUCUCCAGGACAAUGUGAUGGCCAUUUCGUCUGA
Podospora pseudocomata is the source of this 1843-nucleotide messenger RNA. RefSeq lists its product as uncharacterized. The record is from RefSeq and is a predicted model, not a curated record. Bases 557 to 1843 code for a protein of 428 amino acids. Lineage: Eukaryota; Fungi; Ascomycota; Sordariomycetes; Sordariales; Podosporaceae. The transcript has 4 exons.